GAACGUUUAAGAUCCUCUGUACACAUGGGAAGCUUUUGUCCCGAACACACUCUCUCCUCACGGGCUGAUGCAAGUUGAAUGAGUGAGCCGACAGCUGUGAGCCAAUAUAUUACAUGUGAAGAUGGCAGACUGUGAUGGUGAAGGCGCCCAGACUCCUCUACAGCUGUAUGAGAGACUGACAGCUCAGGGUGAUCAAGUCAGAGCCCUCAAAACUGCUAAAGCUGAGAAGACUGAAAUAGAGUCUGCAGUCCAGUUACUGCUGAAGCUCAAAGUGGAGUACAAACAGAUAACGGGUCAGGAUUACAAAGCCGGAUGCCCUCCCCCUGAAAACCUCCCUGUACCUGAUAAUGGUCCAUCAGCAGAGGACGCUACUGAAGAAGAUGAAGUCAACCCAUGGAGUGUGACCACCACCAAUGCCAAAGGAGUGGACUAUGACAAACUUAUAUUGAGGUUUGGGAGCAGUAAAAUUGAAAAGGAGCUGGUGGACAGAAUAGAGAAAGUAUCAGGACAGAAGCCUCACCGCUUUUUAAGAAGAGGAAUAUUCUUCUCGCACAGAGAUAUGCACCAAGUAUUAGACGCAUAUGAGAAGCACAAAAGCUUCUACCUGUAUACUGGCAGAGGUCCAUCGUCAGAGGCCAUGCAUGUGGGUCACCUCAUCCCAUUCAUCUUCACCAAGUGGCUGCAGGACGUAUUCGACAUCCCUCUUGUUAUCCAGCUGACUGAUGACGAGAAAUACCUGUGGAAGGACCUAAGUGUGGAGGAGUGCCAUCGCUUUGCUGUGGAGAACGCCAAGGACAUCAUCGCAUGUGGCUUUGACAUCAACAAAACCUUUAUCUUCUCUGACCUCGACUACAUGGGAUCCUCUCCUCAGUUCUACAGGAAUGUGGUAAAAGUACAAAAGCAUGUGACGUUCAACCAAGUGAAAGGCAUCUUUGGUUUCACAGACAGCGACUGCAUUGGAAAGAUCAGUUUUCCAGCAAUUCAGGCUGCUCCCUCCUUCAGUAACUCCUUCCCACACAUCUUUGGGGAAAGAAAAGAUAUCCAAUGUCUUAUCCCUUGUGCCAUUGACCAGGACCCCUACUUUAGAAUGACCAGAGAUGUGGCUCCAAGGAUCGGGUAUCCUAAACCAGCCCUGCUCCACUCUACGUUCUUCCCAGCUCUCCAGGGGGCACAAACCAAAAUGAGUGCAAGUGAUGCCAACUCAUCCAUUUUUCUCACAGACUCAGCCAAACAGAUCAAGAACAAGAUAAAUAAGCAUGCGUUUUCUGGAGGCAAAGACACAGUGGAGGAGCACAGACAGUUUGGAGGCAACGCAGAGGUGGACGUCUCCUUCAUGUAUCUCACCUUCUUCCUGGAGGAUGAUGAGCAGCUCGAAAAGAUCCGACAAGACUACACAAGUGGAGCUUUGCUAACAGGGGAACUAAAGAAGAUCCUAAUUGAAACACUUCAACCAAUGAUCGCCACACAUCAAGAGCGACGUAAACAAGUGACAGAGGAGCUAGUCAAACAGUUCAUGACACCUAGGCCUUUAAAUUUUAACUUUUAAAUAAGAUUAUCACUGUAUGGACAUUAAACUGGAGGUUUUCAAAGCAAGAAAGUAAGUAAAAUAAAAUCGUGCAUGUGGGAUUGCCCUUCUUCAUCAUGAAAUGUAAUAUAUCAUUUAGCCAUAUUUCUUUGUGCUUUUUAGAAACAUGUUAUGUCAUGCCCAAGGUCUCCAGCCAGAACCAGGUGUAAUGUGUCACUGUACAAAUUCUCAGCAAAUAUGUAAACUGUAGCCAAGAGACAAUGGCUCUGUAUGAGCCAUCUGUUAUGUGAAAUAUAUACAAGAAUUGUCAUGGGCU
Messenger RNA from Periophthalmus magnuspinnatus, 1841 nucleotides. It is a transcript of the gene wars1, whose product is annotated as tryptophan--tRNA ligase, cytoplasmic. Gene Ontology annotation, cellular component: cytoplasm. The coding region runs from base 122 to 1546 and encodes 474 amino acids. Gene Ontology annotation, molecular function: ATP binding; tryptophan-tRNA ligase activity. Gene Ontology annotation, biological process: tryptophanyl-tRNA aminoacylation. Lineage: Eukaryota; Metazoa; Chordata; Actinopteri; Gobiiformes; Gobiidae. The transcript is spliced from 11 exons. The record is from RefSeq and is a predicted model, not a curated record.